Phycodurus eques (leafy seadragon) is the source of this 1980-nucleotide messenger RNA. It is a transcript of the gene acot20, whose product is annotated as acyl-CoA thioesterase 20. The transcript is spliced from 4 exons. The record is from RefSeq and is a predicted model, not a curated record. Lineage: Eukaryota; Metazoa; Chordata; Actinopteri; Syngnathiformes; Syngnathidae. Gene Ontology annotation, biological process: fatty acid metabolic process; acyl-CoA metabolic process. Bases 329 to 1573 code for a protein of 414 amino acids. Gene Ontology annotation, molecular function: fatty acyl-CoA hydrolase activity.
CCAUCUUGGCAAAAUACUAAAACUUUACCCCCACCCCCCCUCUUAAAAUUCAAAUAUACUGUAGUUCGAAAAUCAGACAUUUCUUCCAGUCGUGUUGCGAAAGAUCGAGUAAACGCUUGCAAAUAUUUAAACAAGGAAAUAAAAAGUAGCGUUUCAGAAACCACCGCCGGCUUUUUCCAGUAAAGUGGUUCCUUCCAGUAGGGUUGAGCUCAUUGCUUUCCAUUUACUUAUCCACACAUUUUGAUAUUUUUGAAAGGCAAAGUGGCAAUGACAACGAACGCAACGUUCAGACCAUUUGUGUGAGUCACGAAUCUGCCUUGAAACUGAAAUGGCUCAGAUCCGCCUAAAAAUUCUCCCCAGUGUCCGCUGUGUCUUUGACAAACUGGUUCAAGUUAAAGUCGAGGGUCUCGCUCCCCACAAACCGGUGGAAUUGAGGUCGAGGUUGGUUGAUGACAAAGGGGUGGUUUUCAAAGCUUCCGCCCUCUACAAAGCUGAUGAAAAAGGCCUGGUAGAUGUGAGUAGCGACCCCUCUCUGGGAGGAAGUUACACUGGAGUGGAGCCCAUGGGUUUAUGGUGGUCCAUGGUGCCAGACACCCCGCACAAAAAACUUGUGAAGAAGAAUGUGCUGAGCCCAACUCUUGUGGAAAUAGCAGUCCACAAUGGAGGUAGUGGAGAGGUGUUAGCCUGUGAAACCAAUGAGAGAGAAUACAUGAUGGAGGGCAUGAGGAGAAUUCCUGUGCGAGAGGGACGUGUGCGAGGAGUCCUCUUCGUACCACCAGGCAAGGGGCCAUUCCCUGGAAUUCUAGAUUUAUAUAUUUUAGGUGGAGGCCUCAAUGAGCAGCGAGCCAGCCUCUUGGCAAACAAAGGUUUUGUUGUGCUGGCACUGGCCUAUUAUCGCUACCAGGACUUACCCAAAAAUCCCAAGAACUUGGAUUUGGAAUAUUUUGAAGAGGCUGUGAACUUUCUACAGAAACUUCCAGAGGUUCAAGGUCCUGGAAUAGGCGUCAUAUCAAUGUCCCAUAGUGGUGCUUUGGCUUUGUCGAUGGCAUCGUUUUUCUCAGGAAUCACAGCAACUGUUUGUAUUAAUGGCUGCAGUGGAAAUACUGUGAUUCCAUUACACUACAAAGACAUAGUUAUGCCCGCACUCCGACCCGUCUUAUGGAAAAUCAAAAUCAGGAAAUCUUGGUUGAUUGAUAUACGUGACGUCACGCCGGAUCCAACCCUGACCAAAAAUCGAGCGUCUUUGAUUCCUAUAGAGCGAGCCACCUGCCACUUCCUGUUUGCUGUUUCAGAAGACGACCGCAACUGGAACAGCGUUUUUUUUGCCAAGCAAGCUGCUGACAUUUUGAAAAGUCAUGGCAAGGAAUCCUUUCAGGUGGUUUCUUAUCCAAAAGCUGGACACUUCUUGGAAGUCCCUCACAUGCCAUUUUGUCCAUCUUCUUUCCACGCUGCAGUGGGAAGAGCUGUGGCGUUCGGUGGGGAGCCAAAGGCCCACUCGGCGGCUCAGCUGGACCUUUGGCAGCGAGUCCAAGCGUUCUUUAAUAGACACUUGAACAACAAGCACGCUUAUUAGCAAGCAUCAAGUGUGCCAAGACUCACCUAUUUUACACAAAAUUAGGUCAAUACAACAAGGACACUUACCCACUUUAUUAGUUAACUGUCUCAAUAAUUAUGAAGGUCUAACUGGAUGGCAAAAUACUCCACUUAACAGUACUACAAAUGAAUGUCUACAAAAUGAUAUUGCUUUCUAUUGAAUAAUAUACAAAACACAUUUAAAGACUAAUUUGUGUUUUCUGCCAUUGUCCAACAUAAAUAGAUGUGAAAUUGCUGUAAAAUCUCCAGUCUUAUUUAUCUCACAACAACACUAAAACGGUUUUACAGCUUUACAAUCAUGUGUGUUCUUCAGUGUUAGCGAAUCAGAUUGCAAAGUGGUUGCAAAUAAUCUGUAGCAGGAAUAAGAUAAGAUCAUUUAAAGCAAAG